Molecule: messenger RNA, 1689 nt
Organism: Dalotia coriaria
Lineage: Eukaryota; Metazoa; Arthropoda; Insecta; Coleoptera; Staphylinidae
Gene: Arp3
Product: Actin-related protein 3
Exons: 5
Coding region: 153-1415 (420 amino acids)
Biological process (GO): Arp2/3 complex-mediated actin nucleation
Cellular component (GO): actin cortical patch; Arp2/3 protein complex
Molecular function (GO): actin filament binding
Source: RefSeq, a predicted model, not a curated record
UUUGAGUUGGCCAUACUGACUUGGCGGAGGUGCGGUUCAAUCGGUUUUAGUCAUUAUUUAGAGCGAUUAGUUAUCACAAAAUUGUCAACAAUUUUAGUUUGUAGGUGUGGUUGUUAAUUUUAUUUUAUAGCAAAAACUGGAAGCCUCUGCCGAUGGAAAUGUCUGGAACACUACCAGCUUGUGUUAUUGAUGUGGGCACUGGUUACACAAAACUGGGCUACUCCCCAAAUAAAGAACCGCAAUUUAUUAUACCCUCAACCAUUGCUAUCAAGGAGUCGGCGAAAAUCGGCGAUCAAGCGCGGCAUCGAGUUGGCAAAGGUGUUGAAGAUUUAGAUUUCUUUAUUGGGGAUGAGGCAUUUGAGGCUUCUGGAUAUGCUGUUAAAUAUCCAGUCAGACAUGGACUGGUAGAAGAUUGGGAUUUAAUGGAGAAAUUCCUAGGACAAUGUAUAUUUCGUUAUUUGCGGGCAGAGCCUGAGGAUCACUACUUCUUGUUAACAGAGCCGCCAUUAAACACGCCUGAAAAUCGUGAAUACACUGCCGAAAUAAUGUUCGAGUCCUUCAAUGUGCCCGGCUUGUAUAUUGCGGUGCAAGCUGUGCUUGCUUUAGCCGCCAGUUGGGUGUCCCGUCCCAUUGCGGACCGAACGCUCACCGGCAUUGUUAUUGAUAGUGGCGACGGUGUGACGCACGUAAUUCCCGUCGCCGAGGGCUAUGUUAUCGGUAGUUGUAUUAAGCACAUUCCUAUUGCUGGAAGAAACAUUACCUAUUUCAUCCAGUCACUGCUGCGCGAGCGUGAGAUUGGCAUUCCUCCCGAGCAGUCGCUUGAAACCGCGAAGGCAAUCAAAGAAAAGCACUGUUACAUUUGCCCAGACAUUGCCAAAGAAUUCGCCAAAUACGAUACGGAUCCGGCGAAGUGGAUGAAGAAGUACGAGGGCGUCAAUUCCGUCACCAAACAGCCGUUCAGCGUCGACGUUGGCUAUGAGCGCUUCUUGGGACCGGAGAUCUUCUUCCAUCCGGAGUUUUCAAAUCCUGAUUUUACCACACCGAUUUCGGAAAUCGUCGAUGAUGUGAUUCAAAAUUGUCCGAUUGACGUCCGUCGGCCGUUAUAUAAUAACAUCGUACUGUCUGGUGGAUCCACGAUGUUCAAAGACUUUGGGCGAAGACUUCAAAGGGAUAUUAAACGCACCGUAGAUACUAGAUUACGCUAUAGCGAAAGUUUAGGCGGUGGUAGGAUAAAGCCAAAACCUAUUGAUGUGCAAGUUGUUUCGCAUCACAUGCAACGAUAUGCCGUGUGGUUCGGAGGUAGCAUGCUUGCAUCCACGCCUGAAUUUUAUCAAGUCUGCCACAAGAAGGCCGAGUACGAGGAAUACGGACCGAGUAUUUGCAGGCACAAUCCAGUAUUUGGGACGAUGACUUAAAUUCGAAUGACGUGUUUUUAAUUUCGUUUAUAUAUUCAACAUACUGAUCAAUUAGAGAGAACCCCAACACACAUUGUUGUAUUGUAACAUAUGCGAUUGAAAUUAGUUCGUCUGUUUGCGAAAUUGUAUUUCAUUAAUCAAAAUAUGAGUAUCUAACCAUUACCUCCAUAUUUUAUUUAAAUAUUUGAUACAUAUUUUUAUUGCUUUAUAUUUAAUAGUGUAAUAUUAUGUUUUUCAUUCAACAAGAAUUAAUAAUAAUUUAUAUUACUGCCAA